AGUUCAACGUCUUUUAUUUAAGAUUAAUAAUUUCUGUUGGUAAUUUUAUUAAUUUGUAACUCUCCUGUGUACUUUUUAUAACGAAUAAUAUUUUUAAUAAUAAUAACAGUUCUAAUCAAAUUUAAUAAUUUUAGUGUAUGUUAUGAAGUAAUCACAAAUUAAGAAAUGGCUAUCAAUACCUUUGGGCAUGACAAUCCUGGACAAAGCCUAUUUCAAGGGACUGAUCUGACCAGCAUUCAAGUUAAUAAUGAUUUUCAAGAUGAUGAAGAAGAUCAUUUAGAAAAGCAGAGACUUCAAGAAGAGCUUAAUAAAGAAAUGGCAGAAUUAUUUAAUGAAAGUGAGGCCAAUAUGAGUGUUAUAAGUUCUAGUCAUUGUAGUGACAAUUCUGAUGAUGAUUUAGAAAGUAACACGAGUCAUAAAAAAUCUAUUCCUAAAGUAAAAAAAAAAAAAGACUGCAUUAUAUCUAACAAAGUUUUUGAACAUUUUCAUCAUAAUGUUAACCAAAAUUUUCAUCCGGAUUUUCAUAAAGAUGGAUCAUUUCCUUCCCCAAUUCCUCAAUACAAUUCUCCAAAUCAAGAAAAACCAACUAAUUUAACUGAAGUUGCUCAUAAUGUAAGCAAGAAUUAUGUAUAUGAAGAAAUGCAAGGCGAUACAAACCAAGAAAUAACAAAAACCAUUAAUGAAAUAAGACGUAGAGAAAUAUCAAGAUUAGAAACUGAAUUGGCAGAAUAUAAAAUGAAAGCAAAUAUAGAAAUUGAAAGUUUAAAAAAAAAAUUAUUAUUAACAGAAUCUGAAAAUCAACGAGUUAUAGUACAAUAUCAACAUCAAUGUGAGAAUUUAAAAAAACAAGCUCAACAGUUAGAGGAAGAAAAUGAAUGUUUGAAACAUAAAGUCGAAUUAUCUGAAAAAUCAAAUGUCAAAUUAACUAAAGAUAUGGAUAAAAUGCGUUUAAAUAUGGUCAAUCUUGAAGAACAACUCACUAUUUUAAAUCGAAAUAAUGGAACAAAGCAUUAUGAUACAAAUUUUGAUGUUAUUAUUAAUGACUUAAAGAAAAAUCAUGCUCAGGAAGUUGCUUAUUUACAAGAUCAGUAUAAAAAUCUAAUGGAUCAAAUGAAAGCAAAAGAUAAUCAUUGUUUGAUAUUAUCAAAUGAAUUUAAACAAUUGCAACAAGCUCACUACAAAACUAUUUCAGAAAACAGUCAUCUAAUAAAUGAUUUAUCUAAAGAAUUGAAUAAAACACAUAAAAUGAAUCAUACAUUUCAGCCAUCUAAUAGUUUCGAAAAUAUUAUUCAACUAAAUAAUCAACUUACCCAGUGUGCAAAACAAAAUCAACAAUUAAAUAAUACAAUAGAAAAAUUAACAGUUGAAAAUGAAAAAUUACGAUCAGAUUUAAAUACAAAAGUUGUCAACCUUAGUCUCAUCAAAGUUGAUAAACCUACAGAAGAUUCUGAUAUGAAUAAAUUAAAAGAUAAUUAUCAAGAAACUUUACAACAACUUCAAAAACAAAGAGACGAUGUUAGUAAGCUCACAGAAAUAUUAAAAAUUAAAGACAAAAGUAUUGCAGAAAAGGAAAAAAAAGAAAUAGCAUAUCAUGAUUGCCUAAAUAAAAUACAGUUUGAGUUGAAUAAACACAUCCAAGAAAAAAAUCAAUCAAGUGUGCACUCAAAUCAUGAUUGUGAAACUUUAAGAAACACUUUAGAAAUGCAAUUAGAAGAUACUUUUUGUAAAUUGAUUCGGGUUGAAGAAGAUGGUGUUGCUAUAAUGAAACAAAUAAAAAAUGAUGAAAAACUAUUGAGUGCUAAUAUUGUUGAUGAGUAUAUGUACUAUCAUCAAGUUUCUAUGGAGAAAUUUACAAAAGAAAAAGAUGAAGAGAUGAAACAAUUACAAAAUAGAAUUGAAGAAUAUAUAAAAGAAAUUGAUGAAUUAAAACAAAUGUAUGUGAAAUUGUGUUCAGAAAAAGAAAAUAGCUUAAAUGAAAAAGAGAAAAUGAAAAAGAAUUUUGAUGUUUUAAAUUCUCAGUUUCAAACAUUAGAUAAACAGUAUGCAUUAGUUAUAAAAGAAAAAGAAGAAUUGGCUAUUGAAUUAAUUAGUGUCAAAAAAGAGUUAAAUUUUUUGCAAGAUUCAUCUCAUAAACAAAUGUUGGAAAAAAAAAUUGAAGACCUAAAAAAUGAACUAAAAAUUCAAUCACGCCAAAAAGAAAUGAUAGACCAGUUUAAAAUUGAUUUAGCUCAAUCUAAAGAACGAGUAUUAGCAACAGAGCAACGAUUAUUGGCAGAAUAUAAUUUAAAAGUAGAAACUUAUAAAGAACAAUUAGAAAAGUUAAAAAAGUUAUACAAUGACAAAGUUGAAGAGUUAAGACAAUCCAAAGAAACCAUUUCUAAGUUAACCAAAUCUGAUAUACUAACUUCAGAAAAAUGCAGUGAUAGUGAAAAUAUAAUUAAAUCAAAAUUAACUGAUUAUGAAAAUUCAUUUGUAAAUAUGGAAAGAAAAUAUAAACUUACUAUUAAUGAAAUAACUUAUAAGUAUAAAAACGAAAUACAUGAAUUAGAAUUACAUUACAAUAAAAUUAUUAGUGCUGAAAAAAUUUUGUGGACAAAGAAAAUUGAAGAAUUGAAAAAUGACCACAAGUCUGAAAUAGAUUCAUUAAGAUCUAUGAUAAAAACAAAUCCUAUUGAUGAUAACGAAGAUUUAAACAAUAUUAAUAAUCAACACCAAAAACAAUUAGAAAAAGCUAAAGAAAUGUUAUCGUUUAAAACUAAUGAAAUAAAUGAAUUAAAAAUUAAAUUAGAAGAAGCUAAAUCAAAUAUCACAAAAAAAACAAUUGAUAUUGAAAAUUAUAAUGGAAUUCUUCUUUCUAAUUCUAAAGAUCUUGACUGUAUGAGAAAGCAAAUUGAAGAAGAAAGAUCAAAAUUUGCACAAAUUAUGACUAAUUGGGCACACGAAAUGCAUGAAAUGAAAGAAAAGUUGGCGACUACUGUAUCAGAAUCUGAGAAAUGGCGUCAAAAGUAUUCAAAAGUAAAGCAUAUUGCAUUGAAAUAUAAGCAUGCUAAUUUAAAGCAACAACAUAUUUACAAUGAAUUGUUAGAAGAUAUCCGUCAAUUUGUAGAUCAAUUAAAAAUUAAAACUGACGAACUCUUAAUGCAUAGAGAAAACGAAAUUAAAAUAUCACUUAAAGACUUUGAAAAUGAGUGUAAACAAAAACGUUUAGCUUUUAAUAAUACUAAUUCUCCUGAUUUAAACACAAAAUGAUAUUUUGAUUAUUAAGAUAUUAUUUUUAAGGUUUUAAUAUUUUUACUUAAAAUAAUAUUUGUAUGCAUUUAUCUAUUAUUAUAUAUUUUUUAAAUGAUUAAAUAAAACUAAAUUGUAAAUAUUUUA
This is a messenger RNA of Daktulosphaira vitifoliae (grape phylloxera), 3375 nucleotides long. RefSeq names its product putative leucine-rich repeat-containing protein DDB_G0290503. NCBI's taxonomy places the organism in Eukaryota, Metazoa, Arthropoda, Insecta, Hemiptera, Phylloxeridae. Bases 166 to 3249 code for a protein of 1027 amino acids. The record is from RefSeq and is a predicted model, not a curated record. The transcript has 19 exons.